AACGGGAGAUAUUUAUUUGUAAUAGAAACUUCGUAUACAGUGUGUUAGUAGAAUUUCAUCACUACUUUAAACGAAACGUCAAACUGACGCGACUUCAAAAUGUAACCCGCAAAUUUCAAACCCGAAAUGAAUUUCCUCGACAAACUAGUCGGUAAGAAGCAAGCUCUCACCACCUCCGACGCAAUCCAAAAACUCCACGAGAUGGAGUUCAUGCUGUUCAAAAAACAGGAAUAUCUUGAAUCAAAAAUCGAAAAAGAAAAGGUUUCAUUGGUUAAAAACGCGUCGAAAAAUAAAUCAGCUGCACUCCAGUCUCUCCGAAGGAAGAAACGUUACGAAAAACAGCUACAACAAAUCGACAACACGCUAACCACCAUCGAGAUGCAGAGGGAAGCUCUGGAGUUGGCUACCACCAACACGACGCUCCUCAAGACCAUGCAGAACACCGCCACUGCAUUAAAACAAACCCAGGUCAAUGUCAACGUUGAAGAGGUUAAUAAUAUUAUGGAUAGCAUCGCCGACCAGCAGGAGUUAGUGAACGAAAUCGCCAACGCGAUUGGUAAUCCUGUGGGCUUCGACGACGAUAUAGACGAAGAUGAGCUGGAGCUAGAACUGGAAGCUCUGGAAGAGCGCGCUUUGGAGGAAAAACUGGUGGAAAUACCGGUCUUGCCUAAAGCGCCCACCGGGAAAAUUGGUAAAGUGAAAAAGAGCAAAGAUGAUGAUGAUGACGACCUGGAGAGGUUGGUUCAGUGGGCGUCGUAGUUGUUGACAUAGUUUCUGACUACAUUUUUAAUAUAAAAUACACUUUAAU
This is a messenger RNA of Zophobas morio, 808 nucleotides long. RefSeq names its product charged multivesicular body protein 4b-like. NCBI's taxonomy places the organism in Eukaryota, Metazoa, Arthropoda, Insecta, Coleoptera, Tenebrionidae. The transcript has a single exon. Bases 127 to 759 code for a protein of 210 amino acids. Gene Ontology annotation, cellular component: ESCRT III complex; multivesicular body; cytoplasmic side of plasma membrane. Gene Ontology annotation, biological process: vesicle budding from membrane; late endosome to vacuole transport via multivesicular body sorting pathway. The record is from RefSeq and is a predicted model, not a curated record.